Messenger RNA from Megalobrama amblycephala (Wuchang bream), 1100 nucleotides. It is a transcript of the gene il17c, whose product is annotated as interleukin 17c. The coding region runs from base 217 to 645 and encodes 142 amino acids. Gene Ontology annotation, cellular component: extracellular region. Gene Ontology annotation, molecular function: cytokine activity. The transcript has 3 exons. The record is from RefSeq and is a predicted model, not a curated record. NCBI's taxonomy places the organism in Eukaryota, Metazoa, Chordata, Actinopteri, Cypriniformes, Xenocyprididae. Gene Ontology annotation, biological process: inflammatory response.
UAGACUCGGAUUUUCCCUGGUGAUGGACAACAGGUGAGUAGUAUUUAAAAGCGUAAGCACGGCAGGAAAGCUAAGUACAGUCCUGAGGCCAACCUGAGCAUUGAACUCAUUGAGCAUCACUCUGAGUUUUGAUAAAGUCUAAACAAAUUAUGUUGUUUCCACUGUUUUUUGGAAUAUUUUUCUUCUUGCUGUCGGAGCACAUCGUGGAAGGAAAGCAUGUGGGAUGUUUCAAAGAUUCUGAACAUGCCUUCGGCAAGACACACAAAAAGCUACUUCAGGCUUUUCUUACACCCGCCAGACACCCGCAUCCACGGCCUGCCCGUCAUUCGGCGGACUCCUGUGAUGAUUUCGUUCGGUCUUCGUCAGACCUCAGUAAACGCUCACUGUCCCCCUGGCGGACGAAGAACUGUGCAAAAGCCAGAUAUGUACCCCUCAUCAUAUGAGGAAGCAGAGUGUUUGUGUGAUGGAUGCAUCAUUAACGGGGUUGAAAAUAUGACCUACAACUCUGUGCCUGUGUCGAGAUCCCAUUUAUUCCUGAAGAAGGUCCCUUGCCCGUCUGACUCCAGCAAAUACGCUUUAGAGUAUGAAUUUGUGUCAGUAACUGUGGCCUGUACCUGUGCCGUCCCUGACCAGACGACAAUAUAGACCAAACCCGUAGAGACGUGUCUCAUGUACCAUGUCGUGUUUGUUUUAAAAUACAAUUUUUGAUAAGGUACUUAAAUUGUUUGAUAUGCUUAUAUGAAUAAGCUAAAAGGUUGCAUGUGUCACAUGUUUUUGUUUUUAAUUUAUUAUAAACCAACAUAGUCUUUCUUGAAAGGAAGAUAUAUUUGUAUUAUUUAAAACACUACAUUAUUUAGGCAUUAUUUAUUUACAUAUUCAUAACUUAUUUAAUAUUUAUUUAACUUUUAUGUAACUUAUGGAAAUAUGCGAACUUUUGAUUUUGUGCUAAGCUGUCCUUUAAUAACUCUGUCAAUGACAGGAAGAGUUAUAUUACCUUUGUUUCAGUGAUAACAAUAAAAUGUAUUGGAAUGUUUUGUUUUCUUGAACCUUGUAAUUUGUUAAAAUGGUAUUAUGUUGAAUAAAAUCUAUGCUGAUCUUCA